Molecule: messenger RNA, 840 nt
Organism: Triticum turgidum subsp. durum (durum wheat)
Lineage: Eukaryota; Viridiplantae; Streptophyta; Magnoliopsida; Poales; Poaceae
Source: the annotation of a GenBank genome assembly
AUGGAACAAUCAAAAAUUGUAGAUACGUUGGACACGUAUCAUCCACCAGGAAGAACUAAGUGUAAUUAUUCUUGUGAGAAUCCUGACCACGGGAUGGGAUGUCAGGGGCAGGCUAAACAUACACUCUUCCUAUCAUCCAAGCCUAAGCAUAGUAGAAGGGUUGGGACAAGGGACAAGAUCGUCCGUGCCCGGAAUCCUCAGGCAAGCAUCUUCGACACAUCCCCACCUCAGGAUAUGCUUAGGAGAUUUCACACUUUCCCUUCUGUUAUGGCACCCAACUCUCCUUGGUCUGCCAUGAAGGCGAGAGUCGAGGUAGAGGACCCAGAUCCAGUCAUCACUGGAUUCAACAACAAUGACCGUAGCUGCGAUGGUAUCAAUCAUGACAAGAACGAGAAGCCUGCCAGUUUAGAGCUCCGCCUAUGGUGGCCAUGCGAGACUAUGCAACAGGAGGGUACACCAGUCAUGGAGGAAGGCAAGCAGGCAACGAUGUCAGUGGGGAACAAGGUGAAGGUGCCAGAGAAUGGGAUGUCCAUCCAUCAACCAGUGAUCGUACCAAGAACCAGAAAGCUCUUUCUUCGAGGAUUGGGUGUCUAUGGGCGUGGAAAAUGGAAGGAAAUAUCCAAGGACUUUGUCACCACCAAGACUCCUGUGCAGGUUUCAAGCCACGCACAGAAGUACUUCAGGAGGAUAAAGAAAGGAGAGCUGGAAAGGCAACGCUACAGCAUCAAUGACCUAGAGCUCAAAAUUGUCAAACCAUGGACAAUUGGAAAUAACUCUAGUGCCUACCAAUCUCUCAUCUUUGAUGAUGCUGAUAACCAGAACCAAAGUUUCGACAUGUAA